Molecule: messenger RNA, 1893 nt
Organism: Zea mays
Lineage: Eukaryota; Viridiplantae; Streptophyta; Magnoliopsida; Poales; Poaceae
Product: Amidase 1
Exons: 9
Coding region: 272-1462 (396 amino acids)
Source: RefSeq, a predicted model, not a curated record
GACGUGGUCCUCCUAUGCGUCAGUAACUAGGAUUAGGUUGGGCUCGAGAGAAGGAACGGGAAGAACGAGGCCGACGAGAACUGGGAAGGCAUGGCGAUGGGGUUAGAGGACGGCGAGUACGGUGCCUUCAUGGAGAAAUUCAAGAUGCUGCCUUCGCAAUCUCAGCAUCAGCAGCAGCUCCCGCUUCACGGCCUCACCUUCGCUAUCAAAGACAUCUUCGACAUCGGCGGCCGUGUCACUGGGUUCGGCAACCCGGACUGGGCGAGGACGCAUGCCCCCGCCGGCGCCACCUCCCCCGUCGUCCUGGCGGCGCUGGCCGCCGGCGCCAUCAGCAUCGGCAAGACCGUCAUGGAUGAGAUGGCCUACAGCUGACGAGGCCACUGAGAUCCAGUUCAACUUUCACAGCAUAAAUGGGGAGAACGCGCACUAUGGCACGCCGACUAAUCCGUGCGCUCCUGAUAGAGUCCCUGGAGGAUCCUCCAGUGGAUCAGCUGUUGCAGUUGCUGCAAAACUCGUCGACUUCGCUCUGGGCACUGACACUGGAGGUAGUGUGAGGGUACCUGCUGCCUAUUGUGGCAUAUUUGGACUCAGGCCUUCCCAUGGAUUGGUUUCGACAGAAAAUGUCAUUCCAAUGUCACAGAUGUUUGACACUGUUGGAUGGUUUGCUAGAGAUUUAUCUAUGUUAUCUUGUGUAAGCAACGUGUUGUUGCCACUAGCUGCUGACAACACUAUCAAGCAACCAACUCAUGUUACAAUUCCUAAAGACUGUUUUGAAAUCUUAGGCUCUCUGAGUGACCAAACAUAUCAGAUUCUCAAUGCUUCGGUAGCUAAGAGAUUUGGUAACGAUGCAGUAGACAAUAGGAACCUUGGUGAGUUCGUCUCCGCCAAUGUUCCAACUGUUGGGAAAUUCAUUAGCGACUUCUCCAGAAGCGAAGCACCAUCUGUACCUGCUCUAUCUGUUAUUUCAUAUGUCAUGCGAUGCCUCCAAAGGUCUGAAUUCAAAGCUAACCAUGGAGAGUGGGUCAAAACUGUAAAACCUAACCUAGGCCCUGGCAUCCGAGAGCGGGUGCAUGAAGCCAUUGCAUCAGAAGAUGGACCCAUGGAGGAUUUUCAUGUUCUGAAGACUGAAUUCAAGUCGGCGCUUUCUGCUCUUAUCAAGGAUGAUGGGAUCCUUGCGAUACCGACAGUUCCUGGUUCUCCGCCAAAGCUGCGCAUGGAGGCUGUUGCAUUAGAAAACUUCCGCGCAAGAGCAUUUUCAUUGCUGUCCAUCGCCGGACUAUCUGGGUUUUGCCAGCUGAGCAUUCCACUUGGAGUGCGCCAUGGUGUUCCAGUGUCAGUCUCCCUAGUGGCAUGCCAUGGUGCGGACCGUUUCCUCCUGAGUGUGGCUCAGGAGCUGUAUGGGACGCUCAAACAGGAGACCAAGAAAGCCUGGAGCUGGAGUUCAUCAGACUCCUCUCUCUGAGCCAUCAAUCAUGAUUCAUAUGCAAAGUUCAGGUUCCACCGGCUCUCGCUCGCUCCGUGUCCUGCACGACUGCUUGUUGAUCUACUCUAGUAGAUGUCGAUGUGGCACAGGCGCACUCGAUCCAUGUGUACCGAGGAGACAAUAUGUUUUGCCACGUAGGCACAUACUACAAUUUGCUGUUUCUGUAUGCAUAUGGUGAUAGAGAGUGCCUACUACAAAUUCAGGCAUGUUGGAAAUUGGAUCUCUGGAUUUCAAUAUGACAGCAGCAAGUCCAAAAAUCGUGGAAUAGGAAUUUGUGUGUGAAUAAUUUGUGCAUAAAAGGGCACAGAAAACUGUUGAUAUCAGUAUAUGUGUGAGAAAUGGUGGAACUCAAAAGAAAAUUUGUUCAGAUACUCGAGUUUAACAUUUGGUACAUGUAAAAUAGUACAUCA